ACCUUCAGUUGCCUGCAUCUGAUUGGCUGCUUUGGCGCGACAAUGCUCGAGGUAACUCACGGUUGUCAACAUUAACUUGCGCAUAGCAUCUGAAUUCGCGGAAGCCGUAGGAGGAAAACCAAUCCUGUCUACAAUUUCACACUAAUUUUUUAGAAAUUGGAAAAAUUGGAAGAACAGAGCAAGAAUCUGAAUCAUGUCAGGACUCUUAAGUAAAAGUAUCGCAAAGAGUCUCUUGUCUGGGAAACAAGGGAUGGUUUGUGCCGCAUGGAUGUCUCGGUCAUCUCACCUUGGCAUAGCGGGGGAGGAAAACUCACCCCCCAGGGUCCUCAUCACAGGCGGUCUGGGACAACUCGGAACUGGGCUGGCAAAGAUACUAAGAGAGAGGUACGGACGUGACAACGUCAUUCUGACCGACAUCAACAAGGCUCCCAAAACUAUUCUCAGAAGUGGACCAUUCCUCUUUGCUGAUGUCCUGAACCUCAAGAGUCUUCGGGAGAUUGUUGUCAACUAUGAGGUGGAUUGGCUGGUUCACUUCGGAGCCCUGCUGAGCGCCAUCGGGGAGCAGAAUGUGCCCCUGGCCAUGCAGGUCAACAUUGAGGGCCUCCAUAAUGUCCUCGAGGUCUCCAAACAAUACAGACUCAAACUGUUCAUUCCAAGCACAAUUGGUGCAUUUGGCCCUGACUCCCCGCGGAACCCAACCCCUGACCUCACCAUCCAGCGUCCCCGGACCAUCUAUGGCGUGUCCAAGGUGCAUGCGGAGCUAAUGGGAGAGUACUACAACCAGAGGUUUGGCCUGGACUUCCGCAGUCUGAGAUUCCCUGGAGUGAUCUCGGCUGACACCAAACCCGGCGGUGGCACCACAGAUUAUGCGGUGGAGAUAUUCCACGAUGCCCUGAAGACCGGCCACCACCGGUGUUUCCUGGGGCCAGACACUCGGCUCCCCAUGAUGUACAUCGACGACACUCUCCGGUCCACGGUCAACUUCAUGGAAGUGCCCAAUGAGAAGCUGUCCAUGCGGACUUACAAUGUGACGGCCAUGAGCUUCACCCCAAGUGAGAUCGCAGAGGAAGUGAAAAAAUAUGUCCCCGAGUUGGAAGUCACCUACUCCCCAGAUGAGAGGCAGGCUAUUGCUGAUUCAUGGCCCCAGGUGCUGGAUGACACCAACGCUCGCCGAGACUGGGGAUGGAGCCAUCAGUAUGACCUGGAGUCCAUGUGCCGUGUGAUGUUCGAGAAGCUCAUCCCACAAUACAACCAAGUGGAGAGUGCUAAAUACACAGAAACAGAGACAGAGACAGUCAAAAGAGAGGCCCUUUAAGUUGUGUUGGAGUUGUCUCCCUUGCAGAGUGGAGUUAUCUCCCUUUGCCAUGUCGGGUCACUGGAGUUAGUGCUGGUUCUUUGAAGGAUGUACUUGUGACCAAUUGUUGAAGCUUGUGUGUGUUUCUGUGGAAUCUUGUGCAUGUUUCCGUGGAAUCUCACAAAUGCAAGUUUUGAAGUACCAGCAUUGCAAGACAUUUUCCAGGAAAAACCAAGGUGUGCUAUUAGCAGCUGAUGGGUAUUCCAUGUAGUUAAAUAAAUCAAUGUGGAACUCUUUAUUUACCUUCACAUUCAAGUUUGACAUAAUAAUUUUACAAUUGUGAUGGGAUUUUAGUUACUUUGUAAUAUUAAAUAACUGAAGCUUAAUCUUAUUUUUUUGCUAAUAAUUAUCUUUACAAUAGAAUCUCAUGCUGAAUCUAUGUUUGUUCAAAAAUGGGUACCUUUUACCGAUCUGCCAUGAUACUCCAUAUUUUGCUCAUAGAUUUGUUCUGUUUUUAUGCCUGUUUGUUUCCCACUACAGUAGUAAUCUGUCUCUGUGUUAAGUGUGCUAAGUGUUAAAUCUGUUCAUUCAGAGUCUGUUUUUCCAGUGUAUGUUUAUUUCAGAUUAUUUAUGUAUUUCUGUUAGAUCAUAUUUUGUCUUUCCAAUUGUUUGAAUGAUUAUAUAUUUGUGUACAGAUACAAAUUCCUGAGCAAGACUUUAGUGACUAAUAUUUUAAGCCGCUUUAGCAAUAUGUUGCAAUAUCACGGCAGACAUAAACUAAAAGUGGCACAGUACUAGAACUUGAAGUAAUCCUAAAAUUGUGGUCACUUGUGAAACAGGCCCGAGCAAUAACUAGUAACCAUUGCUUGAAGCACAAAGGAAACUCACGCCUGUGUUGUAUUUAUAUAUGUAAAUAUCAUUUUCUAUGGAGUCUAUUUUUUUCAUCACUUACAGGGUAUAUGUAUAUACAAUAGUGUGACAUAAAGGGAGAGAACCAUUACAUAUCACUUGUAAUAUUGUAUCAAUACUUCUAUGGUACUUCAUGAUUGUCAGUGUGCAAUGGUAACCUUAAGAGAACAUGUUCACUGAAAAAUGACAAUUAUAUUUUAUCAAUGACAAGUGACUUUUGAUGUUUACAAUACAUGUGUAUGUUGAUGUAGGACAGUAUGUAAAAGACUUUAAUGGAGCCAACAUUUACGUUAUUUUUAGCAAGGGUAUCUUUAAUGUUCUGUUUAAAUUUAUCCAUUUACUAUUUGGGUAAAUAAUUUACUUUUUAACACAAGAGGUGAUGGAUGUUAUUUUCAUUCUGUUGUAUUAUGCUAUCUUAGAACCAGUGCUAUACAAUAGAUUGUCUAUACCGUUUAUGUAUCUCCAUACAACUGUAAGUAUGGUAUAUAUUUAUAUAUAUAACAUUGUCUUGUGUACUCGGUUAUGUCUUUCCGUUGGGGGAAAAAACAUCAAAACUCAUUACUGUCUGUAUAAUGCGCACCCCCUUCUACACAGCUGUGUUUUUUGGAAAAAAAGGUGUGCACUAUACUCAAGAAAAUACAGUAUAGUGUGCAUUCACCAUUCUUGGAUUCAAGUUUCUGGAAAAAUUGUAAUUUUAUAAUUUAUAUACAAUGUGCAGUCACUAUUUUGUUUUGGGAAUGUAGUGGAGAUAACAAAUAUGGUCCAUGAAAAUGUGAAUUUUGAGAUAAAACAUUACAAGAUAAAAUUAUAUUUUCAAAUUUUAAUCUCUCUGCAAAUAUUUUCUGUACACAUGACUUUGAUAUAAAAAAAAUUAUUCUCAAAUUUUUAACAUCCUUUGAUAGUAAAUGGAUACAAACUAUGAUUGUAAGUUUGCUUUUUUUUGGUGUUCAGUUUGCGUUUUAGUAUUUGCUGUUUGGGCAGGAGGUCGAUCGGUUCUACAUUUUUCUUGGUUAUUUUGGAGUCCUUUACCAGUGUUUGUAAUAAAUGUGUAUGUAUAUGUUUUUGAACAAAAUGUUCUCCAUGGUGACUCUCUGAGAAGACAUUAAGGUAUAGCGGGGCUGUGUUAUGGUGAUCAUUGCUCAACUUUGUGUUGUUCCGUUGUUUCUAUGUAAUGGAGGUUUGAGGAGUCUCACAGUGUUUUGCUGAUUACAAAUUAAAUUCAAGUUGUGUUUUUGAGAUCUCAACAUGAAGUAUAUCAAACAAAUGAAUUCCCGGUGAUAAGCGGAAAAACAACGAUUCUAAACAUGUUCUGAGUUCAGUGAGUGAAGAUUUGUUAGUGCCACCUUAGCCAUGCUGCGGCUAUUUGAGGCUGCUGAGGUACUGUGUGAUAACUCUACUGCUUGUGUCACUGUUAGGGGUUGUAUUCAACACCAAUGAUAUAAUGUAUGUCAUAUGCUCUUUGCUGCAUACGUACAAAUAUGGCUACGAGAGCAUCCAUUUGAUUUGUAUAGGGGUGGGGGGUAUUUUAGGACUCUGUAUUUUUGGCCAAGCUGUAUCCAACAGACUAUAACUAUCAAACAAUCUAUUUAUUUUCACUAUUAACACACAAAAGUUCUGGUAAUUUCAACAAAACAAACUAUUCAUAUUUUCAUCACUGCUAGCAAACAAUUUAUUUGGGACAUAUUUCUGAACAAACUUUUCAUUUAAAAAUGUUUUUCCCCACCCCUAGAAAUUAAAUGGAUGCUCCCUAAAUAUAAGAUAUGGUUCCAGGGAGUGUCUGCCUCAGUAAACCAGGUAGUCUGGACCAAACAAUCAAGUGAUUGAUAUUGUGGGCAAUGAUCCACGUCAUCAUCAAGCAUGUCGCCGAAUCUGACCACCCGAUGUUUAUGGUCGCCUCUUAUGACCAGCAGGUUGCUGGUUACGUGUUCAACACGGAAUCACCACAUCUACUUUCUCUCUUGGCCAUCAUGUAUAUUGCAUCACUGGUGUUCCAUCCACUCAAAUGUGACGUCAAACAGCUUUGUUGUUACUAGUAUAUUUAUAAUCUAUAUAACCUCAGCUUUAUGAAUAUUGACCAUGAUAUAUCUGAUAGAGUGUAUACAAAUAUGGCUUGAUUAUAUACCUAUGUUUGACAGGGUAGUGACAUAUGAACCUGUGAACUGUGCAACAAGCCUGUUGUGAUGUUUUUUAGUAACUUUUACAAAAGUGAUCAAAAUAAAAUGAAAUUCACAAAUUUUAACUUGACAUUGUUUUAGGACUGACUAUUCCUCAAUAGGUGUUGUCCCUCGAGGAUGUCAGCAAGAUAAUUUACAGGUGUAUGAAAGCCACAACCAAUACUGUUUACCAACUCUGAGGCUACUUGAGAGGCAGACACAGUACUGAUCAAAACAGUGAUUUAUGUUCUUUACAAAUUUUGCUGCACAUAUUUGAGUCUGUUUACACAUAUCACUGAAUCUCUCCAAAUGUUGACCAGCAACACAAUCAUUCAUUAAUUGUGAUUUAAUUUGGAAAUGGAUUUUUCCGACCAAUUUAAACCAUCUCAUAAAAUAUUAUCUUUUAUUCAUAUUUAAUACUUCUCUUCUGACAGAGAAAUGGAAUGAGAUCUUUUACUCCAAAUUGAUACCUCUCUGCUGAGAGAAGUAUGAAAUGAGAUCUUUUACUCCAAAUUGAUACCUCUCUGCUGAGAGAAGUAUGAAAUGAGAUCUUUUACUCCAAAUUGAUACCUCUCUGCUGAGAGAAGUAUGAAAUGAGAUCUUUUAGUCUGUUUGGAUAUCUCUCUUCGUAAAAGAGGCAAUGCAUAUGAGUAUUCAGUGAGAUUUAAUGAGACUGUCCUGUAGCAUACUCAAGGUCAGAUAUCUGUUAAAGAGUUAUGAACUGGUUUUCCCUUCAUCAUUGAACAAGAAACAUUGACAUGGAACCAAAUAUGUGAUAUUUAUUAUUAUUUUCUUUUAACCUGGUGUUUGCCUAAUGCUUUGUCUAUUGGACCACAUAUUUUUGUCUCAUUAAAAAAUAUAAUGUUUGGUGAUUAUGGAAAUAAAGACUAGCAAAGUG
This is a messenger RNA of Haliotis rufescens (red abalone), 5254 nucleotides long. RefSeq names its product L-threonine 3-dehydrogenase, mitochondrial-like. The record is from RefSeq and is a predicted model, not a curated record. Gene Ontology annotation, biological process: L-threonine catabolic process. The coding region runs from base 194 to 1315 and encodes 373 amino acids. NCBI's taxonomy places the organism in Eukaryota, Metazoa, Mollusca, Gastropoda, Lepetellida, Haliotidae. Gene Ontology annotation, molecular function: L-threonine 3-dehydrogenase activity. The transcript is spliced from 9 exons.